Messenger RNA from Lactuca virosa, 465 nucleotides. NCBI's taxonomy places the organism in Eukaryota, Viridiplantae, Streptophyta, Magnoliopsida, Asterales, Asteraceae. The record is from the annotation of a GenBank genome assembly.
AUGUCAUGGGGAGGGACCAGUUUUGCCAUUAUGGCAACAAGUUUGGUGUGGAGGCGGGUAUUUAUGCCAAAGCAAACCCUAACCCUAAGGAUGCUUACAGCCAUCACCACUCACCCUCUAGACUUUCGGCCGCCGCUGUGCCACCCCAUCGAAGAAGGAAACCUCUACGAGACGUCAUGGCCGCGAGAAAUGGGAUGGAACUCACCUUGGAGCGUCGUCGUUGCUAUUUCCGGUGGAAACCACCACCUCCUUCGCGUCUCUUCUGUUCCGCCAUCUCCCUGCCGUUGCAUCGACCACCGUCGCUCGGGACCAGUCGCCGCCGUCCUUAUUCUUCUUCCUUUUCGUUCUGUCGCCGAUAGCCACCAUUGUGGCUGCUUGAACUACUGUUGUCGUCGUUAUGCACCACCAAUUGGUGGUUGCGUCCAGAUUCCGAGCAAGGUCUCGUCAGGAUGUGUUGCUGUUUGA